Messenger RNA from Penicillium cataractarum, 2730 nucleotides. Its product is annotated as class I alpha-mannosidase 1A. The record is from RefSeq and is a predicted model, not a curated record. NCBI's taxonomy places the organism in Eukaryota, Fungi, Ascomycota, Eurotiomycetes, Eurotiales, Aspergillaceae. Gene Ontology annotation, molecular function: mannosyl-oligosaccharide 1,2-alpha-mannosidase activity; calcium ion binding. Gene Ontology annotation, biological process: carbohydrate metabolic process; N-glycan processing. The transcript has 3 exons. The coding region runs from base 1 to 2730 and encodes 909 amino acids. Gene Ontology annotation, cellular component: endoplasmic reticulum; Golgi membrane.
AUGUUUCGCGCCCGCCGCUACCGCGUCCUGCUCGUUUUCGCCGCGGUCUUCCUCCUAACAACUCUCCAUUUCGCCCGGUCGCGCGAUUGGAGCCAGACCGCUGUGAUCGAGACCCCGGGUGGCGACCAUUCGUCACAAGCGGCCGUUUCGAACGAAAAUCUACCUAAACCGCAAGCCCCGGCAGAGGAUAGCAGCAAAUCUCCGCCCCCAACUGUACCGAAUAGCAACACCCCUCCGUAUCCGCCGCAGAAUGAGUUCAAGUCGCCCGUCGGACCGGGUAGUGCGAAGAAUGAUAAGACUAAAGAGCUUGGAUCUACGUCUGGAUCGACUGCCUCCGAUAAUACCCCACCGAAGUCUCCAGGCACCGGAAGCUCGGACAGCUCGGAUGAUAAGAAGCUUGGAAGCAGCAGCAAGCCCAUAAUCAUAGGCGAAUCGAUUGAUAACCUUCCCGAGGAAAUUGACCACGGCGGUACUGGCAGGUUGUCGGUUCAGGAGCACCCCAAUGGCCCCGCUGCGCACUGGGUCAAGACACCCGAGCGAUUCCCCGUUGCACCGGGUGAAUUGAUCACUCUUCCCAAGGAGGCAUCGAAGGCCAUGCCUAAGCUCCAGGCCAAAGCCAAGGAUGAGACCAGUGAGGACAAGCAGGAGCGGCUGCAGCGAUUGAGCGCCGUCAAGGCCGAGUUCAAGCACGCUUGGGCCGGGUAUAAGGAAGUUGCAAUGGGACACGACGAGAUUAAACCUCUUACGGAGAGUUUCGACGACCCGUUCAAUGGCUGGGGUGCGACACUGAUUGAUUCGCUGGAUACUCUGUGGAUCAUGGAUUUGAAGGACGAGUUUUCAGAGGCUAUUGAUGCAGUCAAGAAGAUUGACUUCACUACCUCUCCCCGAGAGGAUAUCCCCGUGUUUGAGACUGUGAUCCGCUAUCUGGGAGGCCUGCUCGGUGCCUAUGAUAUUUCUGGUCAGAAAUACGAGGUUCUCUUGGAGAAGGCCGAGCAGUUGGCCGAGGUUCUGAUUGGUGCCUUUGACACGCCGAACCGCAUGCCCGUUCUAUACUACCGCUGGACUCCUGCCCACACUAAGCGCCCUCACCGGGCUUCAGCCAAGGCCACCUUGGCUGAGAUUGGAUCCCUGUCUCUGGAGUUCACCCGUUUGGCUCAAUUGACGAAGCAGGACAAGUACUACGAUGCGAUUGCGCGUAUCACCAACCGAUUGGAAGAAUUCCAGGAUUCGACCAACAUUCCGGGCUUGUGGCCUGUGCGAGUGAAUGCACAGGGCUGUGCCAAGUACAGACCUAGUCGGGAUGCUGCCAUGCCUCUGGAGGACGACUUUGAAGAGCCUGUCCCGACAAAUACUACAUCCUCGAUCGUGGCUACAUCUACGCCUUCGUCUUCGCGCACCCAUAAGCCAUACGCUGCCCCGACUGAUCUCGAGAGUUAUAUCCGCUUGAUCCAGCGUGAUGAUACCGAGAUCGAUCUCUCGGAAGCAGAGCUUGCACCGUAUAACCGCGGCGGUAACAGCGCUAGCAGUGCCAGUAGCGAUAGUACGAUCAAGGUUACCUCUGAAGACUCGACCUCCACUGAGAAGUGUGAUGGUGGCCUAGAGCUCCCUCUAUCACUCCGUGAUAACAAGUAUGGUCUUGGCGGAUUGGCUGACUCUACCUACGAAUAUCUGCCAAAGGAGUACCUUAUCCUCGGCGGCGCGAAUGACCAGUACAAGAAGAUGUACAAGAAGGCGAUUGACGCAGCUCGGAAGAACCUUCUCUUCAAACCCAUGGUCAAGGGCGAGCGGGACCUGCGUUUCAUGGCGACUACCGGCUCGCUUGAUCCCACCAAGCCUGGCGUCCUUGCUCCUGGGGACAUUGAAUACGAAAGCACCCACCUGAGCUGUUUCCUCGGUGGCAUGGUUGCCAUGGGCGCAAAGGCAUUCAGCAUUGAGGGUGAUCUCGAUCUGGCCGCCAAGCUGACCGAUGGUUGUGUUUGGGCCUACGAGUCGACCAACACCGGGAUCAUGCCCGAGCGCUUCCGCCUGUUGCCCUGCAGCAAGGACAAGUCUUGCGAGUGGGAUGAGAAGCUCUACCAGGCCGAUGUUAAGCGAUACUCGCACGUCAUCGACUCGGAGGCUGAAGCGCGAUUCCGCACUGGUGAGAGUACCUACGGCCAGCGAGUCAAGUUGAAUACCGAUUACAAGCCCCAAGAGGCCGGUGAGGGCGGCAUCGCUGUGCCCUUGCCCAUGCCCGGUUCCAUGAAUCCGCAUGAUAGCGACCCCGCCUACAACAAGCGGGAUGCUGUCACGGCCGGACGGGGCGCAGCAGAUCCAGCCCCCAACCGCGAGGCGCCCCGCCCAGCUUUCGUAUCGCAGUCCGAGGGCAAUGAGAUCAACGAUCGUCUGCCCUCUGGUAUGACCAGCAUCUCGGCACCAGAGUACUUCCUCCGUCCCGAGGCUAUCGAGUCCGUGUUCAUCAUGUUCCGAUUGACUGGCGAUGAUGCCUGGCGACGGAAGGGAUGGAAGAUGUUCGAAGCCAUCACCAAGUAUACGCGGACGGACCUGGCGCACGCCGGCAUUAAGGAUGUCACGGCGCCAAAGCCCGCGCAGAAGGAUGCGAUGGAGUCUUUCUGGACGGCGGAAACGCUGAAGUACUUCUACCUUCUCUUCAGCGAUCCCAGUGUAGUGGACUUGGAUAAAUAUGUGCUAAACACCGAGGCGCAUCCCUUCCAACGCCCGGUUUCAUGA